Messenger RNA from Lathyrus oleraceus (garden pea), 1143 nucleotides. RefSeq names its product reticulon-like protein B14. The transcript has 5 exons. Bases 366 to 986 code for a protein of 206 amino acids. NCBI's taxonomy places the organism in Eukaryota, Viridiplantae, Streptophyta, Magnoliopsida, Fabales, Fabaceae. The record is from RefSeq and is a predicted model, not a curated record. Gene Ontology annotation, biological process: response to bacterium.
UGUGUAUAAGAUUCCUUCAAAACAUAAACCUUAAACACAAGAAACACAUAACAAAUAAAAGAAAACAAAGUAUCAGACAUGUACAAAGGUAACCACAAGUCCCUACCAAUGUAGCAUCUUAUAAUCACGAGGAAAUAACUUAAACUUGAAAGCCAUGCCAAAGCCAUACCUUACCUCUCUAUACAAAUUUUCAUUUCGUUAAUUUCUUCCUCACAAAGCAUAGAACCACAAUCUCCUUCGCUACAUCACAUACUAUAUUAUUCCCAUCACCUCUCAAUGGAACACAACACUGCUACAAAUUAUCAACUUUCUCUGCUACAAUCCUCCAAACAAAAAACAACAAUUUCAAUCAUUAACUCAUAGCCAUGCCAAACCGUGACGUUGGAUCCGGUUUGUUUGGUAGACCACUUCACUCAGUCCUCGGUGGAGGAAAAAUUGCUGAUAUCUUGCUAUGGAAAGACAAGUAUUUAUCUGCAGCAAUUGUAGCUGGAUUUUCAAUCAUUUGGUUUCUCUUCGAAGUGGUUGAAUAUAAUCUUGUUACUCUUCUCUGUCACAUCCUCAUUGCCCUUAUGCUCAUUUUCUUUGUUUGGCAUAAUGCAGCUGGAUUAAUCACUUGGAGACUUCCUGAUAUCUACGAUUUCGAAAUCUCAGAUUCAACCACUCGAUUCAUUCAUAAUAAGUUGAACUUUUUCUUGAGAAUAUUCUUUGACAUCUCAACCGGAAAUGAUCUCAGAUUUUUCUUCGUAACAAUAGCUGGUCUAUGGAUCAUGUCUACUAUUGGAACUUUCUUCAGCACUGUUAAUUUACUAUAUACAAUAUUUGUGUGCCUUGUGACACUUCCUAUUAUGUAUGAGAGAUAUGAAGAAGAGGUGGAUUAUCUAGCAAGUAAAGGAAGCCAAGAUGUGAAGAGAUUGUUCAGCAAAUUGGAUUCAACAGUUCUCAAUAGAAUUCCUAGGGGACCUGUGAAAGAAAAGAAGCAUAAUUGAUUUUAGAUUUUCUCUUCUAAUCAUGAAUUAAUUAUAUAAAUGUAUUGUCUUUAAUUUGCUAUGCUUUUGGCAUAAUUUGGCUACAAAAAGACCUGUUUACUGCCUUAAGUAUAUGUGAAUGAAUAAUGUUGAAAUUAAUUUGAUGUUUACAUACAAA